GAGAUGUCCGCGAGUGCCCUGCCUUUGGCCAAUGAUUUGCGGGGGGCUACAACUGUGGACGACAUCCUGCAGUUGCUCUUCGUCCCUGAGCCGUUAUGGCAAUCCUUUGUGGCUCAGGUGGGGGAUCCAGGUGUUCACGUCAGGAUCCUGGCGGCCCUUCCACAGGCCGUGGUGGUUCAAGGGUGUGUCCAAGGUACCCUGCCCACUGGAGAACAAUUUUCUGCCAUUCAGGCCACUCAUGUGGGACUGGUUUGGCGGACAUGCAGGAAACUGGUGCACCUAUGGGCCGGACUUCCUGAAGGAGAAUUUGUGGACAUAGAUCCUUGGGGAACAGAACCGGUGUACGAGCUGAAGGAGCCUAGGACUACGGGGACGGCAGCAGCCACGUCCGUCAAGGAGAGAAUCCUCAAGAUGUCAAACGUGGUGGACCAGGCGGAUGACUCGGAGCUCACCUUAGCAUCGAGGAUGGAGAUCGACCGUUGGUCAAACUGCUAUGUGGCUGUGAUGGGGGCCCCGCCAUUGGAGGAAGAGGAGCCGAACGAGGCCCAGUUGUCAGCCCUGAACCGCAGGGUCAAUGUGCUGAAGCAGCCACCCUAUGCUGACUUUGGGGUGUGGCUGCCUUUCGCACGUAGGACCCAGAAGGCACAGAAGUUUCGCGCUUUCAUGCCAGUGGGGGAUGGCUCCUACGUGGUGAGAGAGAUGCCCGGGCCGCAGAACAUGAUCCAAUGGCUGACGUCAUGGAAGGUCUACAAGGUGGCCCUCAUCAUGCUGGACAUAGCUUCAUUGGCAUCACUGCAGCUCUACGAGAAGAUGAUGGAGCGACUGGUGAUGCAGUGGCCAAAGUGUUGGCACCUGAUAGUCAUGGCAGAUGACAAGGGGCGAGCUGAGCGCCUUGAGAAGUUGCGUAGAAAGUUUUUGAUGGAUGAAGAUGCGGGCAGACAGGUGCCUAUGGAUUGGAACAAGGAGAAGCCGUGGACAGCCUGCUUCAGAGCACUAGCUUUGGACAAUGAAUAUUGGGAUGAACAAGUUCGUCAUCCAGCAGCAGCUUGGCUGGUGAGCGGCGGACGAGGUGUAGCUUUGGCCCCCGCUGAGCAGGUGGCAUUAUCCCACUUGCCGGGGGGAUUGGAUGCCCUGGAGGUGGACAAAGAAGAUGGUGGAGAACCCAGUCGCAAGCAGUCAAACAGGGACAAGAGGAUUGCUCGAUCCAAACGGAUUAGGGCAGAAAGGGACGAGCUGGAUAAGCUGCGCAAGUUGAAUCAUGGUGGACAAGCCGCAGGCUCGGCCAAAUCCAAAGGGAAGGGCAAGAGCAAAGACCGGGCAGGUCAGCAGAUCUGCUACUCGUUUGCGAGCGGCACAGGCCCCUGCGGAACCGUAGAGCCUGGUGCUGCUUGUGUGCAGUCUCAGAAGAGAGCCCAUAAGUGGCAGUAUUGCCUUUCCCCAGGUGAUGCCGGAAGCCAUGUGGCGACUGAGGCCAACGCGAUACCGGUGGGAAACCCUGUGGCAGCGACAGAGGCGAGCAAGAUGGGGGCAAACACCUGCGCCUGGCUGCCAGAGAGGGUGUCGCUGGCUUUGACAGCCUCAGCCGACUUCGCGGAGUUCAAGAAGAAACGGAUCUUCACCUUUGUGCACUUUUUCUCAGGCAAGGAAGAUGUGCUGAGCAGUGCCAUCAGCAGACUAGCGGGGCUGGACGGCAUUUCAGUCAAGUGCUACUCGCUGGACCUGGAGAACGAUCCACCGGCGGACUUCUUGAAGGAGCAGCCUUAUGGUGACCUGCUGGAUAGCUGCAGGAAUGGGGAAGUGGAUGCUGGGCAUGGAGGCCCACCAUGUGGGUCCUUUUCAAUGGUGAGACACCGUCCAGGUGGUCCACCACCGGUCAGGAACCUGGAAUGGAUCUAUGGGUUGCCAUCGAACUCGGUCCAGCAGCAGGAUGAAGCCGACCGUGGUUCGGUUUUAGCCAUCAGGACCACACAGAUGCUGGGCGAGAUCAUACAGUCUCAACGGAGACGAAAGGUGCCCGAAGCUGCCACUCUGGAGAACCCUCCAGGCUCGGAGUCGCAAACGGAGGGGUCUAUGUGGGCGCUCCCAGAAACGGCCGACUUCAUGGAGAGGUUCGACUGUGCAAAGGCCUGGUUCAACACAUGCGCCUACCAGCAGAAGGAGCGGGUGAGAUGGUGGAAACCUGCUCAGUUUGGAGGCAGGUUGAACGGACUGGAAUCCCUCAGGAGGAAAUGCUCUUGCCCGAGGGAUUUUCAACAUGAGCCGCUCCUGGGCAAGAAGAAGACUUCGGAGGCAGCCAAGUAUGACUUGGCGUUGGAAUACGCCAGGCUCGUCAUCCAGGUGUUCAGGACCACCUUGAACCUGGAGUGGUGGCGGCACUUGGAAAAGGCCAGGCGCACAGAGCUCACCCAGCUGCAGAAGAGUUGGAUCAAGUCCAAGGAGAAGCACACGGGUCCAGUCAUUGCCGAUGAAGUCAUGCGAAGGAUGAGGAACAACAAAAGGUCCUUUGGAGCGGAGGACGUGAUGAAGGACCACCUCCCACAGCAGAACGUGGAGAACAAGAAGGCGAGGAAGGAGUUCCAGAACCAGUACUUCAUUGGGGGCAUGCGAAACCCAGGCAUCUCGGUCAAACGUCUGGGAGUCCUCAGAGAAGCAGGGCAAGACAUCCUGCGCUUGUGGAACACGUUCCUCAAAGAUCAUCCAGGGGCGUUGGAGGCGGCCAGGAAUUAUGGCACAGACCGGUGCCAGCUGAACGAUCUGGUGGCAAAUGAAUGGUCCCUGCAACUGGGCCGGCUGCUGAAGGUGGAGCCGAGCACCGCCGUCAAGCUGAAGGGCAUGUACGGUUUUGAAUCCCCCUUGAAUGCCCCGAUGUGGAAAGCUUGGCAGAAGUUUGCCAAGGACCCGGAUGAGCACAUCCAUGAGUGGGCCGUCACAGGGGAAGAGAGCGAGCAAGCUCAAGUGGCACCGGAGUUGGAAGUUCAAUUGGGAAUGGGCAAUUACAAGUCCAUGCAGGAUGACUAUGAGGGUGCCAGGCAAGAGCUUGAUCGGCUGGUUGAUCGAGGUUUCGCCGCCUACUUGAAGAAGGACGAAGCCAGGCAAAACUUUUACAGGGCAACACUGAGCAGGUUGGCCUUGAUUACGAAGAUCAAGGACUCUGGGGCAAAGAAGCUCAGGGUCAUCAUUGACCUCCUCCGCUCGGGGGGGAAUGGCAGGGCAAGGGUGCCUGAGAGGAUCAUCUUGCCGCGCAUCUCAGACGUGGUCGCCUCGCUGAGGGAGCUCUACAAGAAAAGGGCCAUGCACGACACAGUGGGCGACUGGGAAAUGGAGCUCAUCGGCGCGGACCUGGCGGACGCCUACAUGCACUUUGGAGUACAUCCUGACGAGCUCCAAAACUGCCUCGCCCCAGGGCUGGACGAGGAUGAGCUGGUCCUUUUCAAGGCGAUGAGCUUUGGCUUCAAGGGUGCACCGCUGGUGAUGGGCCGUUUGUCCUCGGCGGCCAUGGCACUGUUGGCGAUGGUGCUGUACACAGCCAACGCCUUUGGACUUCAGCUUUCGUACUCGAUGGCCGAAAGAGGCAUCAGGCUGUCCUGGAUAGGGGUGACGAUAGAGGUCGACGAGCAGAACAAGGUGAUCAUCUUGAGCCCGCCGGACAAGCUCAUCGAGGACGUCAACGUCAGACUCCAGACGUGGGAGGGCAUGAUGAGCCUCAGGUCCUUGAAGUCCACCACGGGCAAACUGAGUUGGAUCGCGGGAAUCAUUCCGCGCAGCAGAUGGGCGGUGUCGGUGCUCUAUGGGGUCAUCGCAGACCAUGAGCGGGACGUGGCCUCAGGUGCGGAAGCCCGUCGUGCAGCCAACAGGGAGGACCCCAGGGACAAGUCAGGCAUGGUUCAUGCCAAACGUGUUCUCCUCGCCAAAGAAUGGCUACUGAAGAUGCUGGACACGAAGGAGAUUUGGAAGACCAGGAGGGUGCCGUUGGAGGAGGUGCCCCCAAGGUUUGCCAUCACCACGGAUGCUUCACCGUUGGGGGUGGGGGCAAUUCUUUCUGUGGUCGACGCCCUGACGGAGCAGCUCACACCGUUGGCGGCCAUCAAAGGCAAGGUCACGAAGAACGUGGCCAAAUCGCUUGGGGUCCCCUUCAACGACCCUGCAGGGCAAGCGGUGCUGGAGGCUUGGACCGUCCUUUUGGCCAUCAGGUACUGGGCCUUCAAAUUGAGAGACCAGAAAGCCUUAUUGAAGGCGGAUUCGAUGGUGGCUCUCGCCAUCUCGAAGAAGCUAGCUUCUUCUACCCCCACGUUGAAUUGGGUGGGAGCAGAGCUCAGCUUGACCAUGGAGGCCCAGAACAUGGGGGAGCUCACGGUGCACCACUUGCCGGGCAAGCUCAACGUGUCGGCGGACCACUUGUCGAGGCCGGACAAGGAGGGACCAGUGCCUGAUUUAGAAGGGAUCCAGGUCCGGGUAAUGAAUGAAGCCUGGAUGCUGGAUUCUCGGUUGCCCCCCCCGGGGGUGCAUCCGGAACUUUGGGGAAAGUCCCCCAACCUCCUGCCACUCUUUGAUGGCUUGUGA
Molecule: messenger RNA, 4560 nt
Organism: Cladocopium goreaui
Lineage: Eukaryota; Dinophyceae; Suessiales; Symbiodiniaceae
Source: the annotation of a GenBank genome assembly